AUGGAGUCAGUUAUGGAAGACGUCGCCAAAGUCUUGAACAUAGAUCCAAUGGAGUUCAGAAAACUAAACUUUUUCGAAAACGGACAGAUAACAGCCCGUGGAAUGGUUCUGAAAUACUGCACCAUCAACAACAUUGUGUCUCAACUGGAGGCGUCAGCCGAUGUACUGAAUAGAAAACAACAGAUUGCAGCUUUCAACCAGGAUAACAGAUGGAAGAAGAAGGGCAUUUCGGUGAUGCCUCUCCGCUUCGAGGUGAACUUCACUCACGCCCAUCAAAAUGUCUAUGUGACGAUAUUUCACGCCGAUGGAUCCGUUGCCAUAGCGAUCGGCGGUGUGGAGAAUGGACAGGGAAUCAACACAAAGAUGAAGCAAGUCUGUGCCUAUGAGCUUGGCAUCUCCAUGGACAUCAUCAGGGUCAAGUCGACUACAUUACUGACCAACUCCAACUCCAUGGCCACAGGGGGCAGUAUCACCAGCGACGUUAACGCAUUGGGAGUCAUGCAAUGCUGUCAACAGUUAAAGACCAGAAUGGCACCAGUCAAAGCCAAAAUGGUCAAUCCUACCUGGCCGCAACUCGUUGCGCAGUGCUUUGCCGAAGGAGUGGACUUGUCAGCCAGCAGCUUUACUUUCCCAUCUGGGGACUUUUGUGACUACAACGUCUACGGUGCAACGUGCACAGAGGUCGAAGUGGACGUUCUGACUGGGGAGAAUCAGAUAAAUAGAGUUGACAUCCUGUAUGACUGUGGAGAGAGCAUGAAUCCUGAGAUCGACAUUGGACAAGCUGAGGGUGGGUUUGUGAUGGGUCUGGGAUACUGGCUGACCGAACAGAUGAUCUUUGACCCCACGACUGGCACCGCCCUGACUGAUGGAACAUGGAAUUACAAGCCCCCACUAGGAAAGGACAUUCCUAUUGACUUCCGUAUCCAGUUCCUCAAGAAUGCUCCCAACCCACGUGGAGUCCUGAGGGCCAAAGCUGUAGGCGAGCCGCCCCUGUGCAUGGCUGCAUCAGCGUUGUUUGCCGUGAAACACGCCAUCGAGGCUGCCAGAAAGGAAAUAUCGAAGGACGAAUUCUUCCCACUUGAUGGUCCAGCCACGGUGGAGGCUAUUCAGACAGCAUGUCAAGUUGACAGCUCACAGUUUGUGUAUGGGACGUAGUUACACAUGUCCAUCAGCAGACCACAGGGCCUUGUUCAUCUGAUGUAGGACGCGCUCAAAAGAAAUGUGGAGCCAGGAGGACUAUGUGAAGCUUCAGAGAAGGACUGUGGGAACGUACCUAUGAGCUAUAUUUAUCUGCCAUCCACGAUGAAUGGCAGCCGACGUGUGGAGCUCAUAUGUGCCUACCAUAUGAUACAGAUCAUCCACAUCACCUAGUUUCAUUUAAUGUAAAAAUACAGUUUGAUAUUUCAAGUGCUGAAUUACAUGAACACGUAACUCAAUACUCAACAUAGACAUAUCUGUGGAGUAUCAAGGUGACAUCUAUGUACAGCAAACUUUUACUCAUGUUGCAUCCAAAGCUGUAUUACACUUGGACAUCCAAUCGUUGUAUAUCAUUAAGAAUCCAUUGUUAUUAGCAAAUCGGAGAUUACACGCAAUGAUAUAUUUUGAAAUAUAUUUUGAAGUGAUACUAUUUUCUUACAUCCACUGAGUUAUCAUGUUCACGAGGUGACAUACUUCAAUACUUCCAUGAAAAUAGAUAUAUGUCUUCACUCGUCCCCUGGUAUAAACGUGUUGUAUUCCAAAAUGAGAAAAUACAUUGAUUCAUAUAUUUUCGAUGUCUGCAUUUGCUUAUCAAACGUAUAUGUGUAAUUUAUAUCAUACACUGAAACAUGAUAAAGGACCCUUGAUUCGUUCAUAUUACUGUAGUUAAUGGACCUCAGAUUUGUUCAUAUUAUUGUAGCUAAUGGGCCUAAGAUUCCUUCAUAUUAUUGUAGCUAAUGGGCCUAAGAUUCCUUCAUAUUAUUGUAGCUAAUGGGCCUAAGAUCCCUUCAUAUUAUUGUAGCUAAUGGGCCUAAGAUUCCUUCAUAUUAUUGUAGCUAAUGGACCUCCGAUUAGUUCAUAUUAUUGUAG
This is a messenger RNA of Haliotis rubra (blacklip abalone), 2067 nucleotides long. Its product is annotated as xanthine dehydrogenase-like. The record is from RefSeq and is a predicted model, not a curated record. The transcript has 10 exons. NCBI's taxonomy places the organism in Eukaryota, Metazoa, Mollusca, Gastropoda, Lepetellida, Haliotidae. Gene Ontology annotation, molecular function: oxidoreductase activity; iron ion binding. The coding region runs from base 1 to 1155 and encodes 384 amino acids.